CACCAAAUCAUAUAAGGAAUAUAACACAAAAUAUACAUGGGUAUGAAUGUGCAGAGAGAGUCAAUGGCCACUCCAAUUGUUGCUCUUAUGCUAGUCUUGCUCCUCCCAAAAUAUCUACCAGUGUUUGGGACCGUUAUUCACCAAUCGUCUGAUGCUGAUCUUUUGGCAUUUUCUUUAAAUCUUGAGUAUUUGGAAGCUGAAUUCUUCUUGCAUGGAGCAUUGGGUUAUGGCUUGGACAAAGUUGCUCCACAACUGACCAAGGGGGGUCCACCUCCCAUUGGUGCUACAAAAGCCAAUUUAGAUGAUCUCACAAGAGAUGUCAUCUUGCAAAUCGGGUUGCAAGAACUUGGACACGUGAGGACUAUUCAUAAGACAGUAAAAGGGUUCCCAAGGCCAUUAUUGAAUUUAAGUUCACAAUUAUUUGCAAGUUUAAUUAAUGCCGCAUUUGGGAGAGAGAUAAGACCUUCUUUUGAUCCUUACAGAAAUAGUCUUAACUUUCUUAUAGCAUCAUAUGCGAUUUCCUAUGCUGGACCCACUGUCUACGUUGGAGACAACCCAAAUCUCACGGGAAUUACUUUCAAGAAAGUCGUGGCAGGUCUUCUGGGUGUGGAAGCAGGCCAAGAUGCUGUAAUUAGAGCAUUGCUCUAUGAGCGUAGGGAGAUGAGAGUGAUGCCAUAUAAUAUAACUGUGGCAGAGUUCACAAAUCGAAUUUCUGAGCUAGGGAACAGGUUGGGACGAGGUGGUGUGAAGAGUGAAGGGCUUGUGGUACCAAUAGCUCUAGGCACUGAGGGAAGAGUUUCUGGAAACGUGCUCUCCGCAGAUCAGAACUCACUUUCGUAUGGAAGGACACCAAUAGAGAUACUUAGAAUUUUUUAUGGAAGUGGUGAUGAACGUAAGCCUGGGGGCUUCUUUCCCAACGGAGCUAAUGGUAAAAUUGCUAGGUCUUAUCUUUCGCUUCCUGCCUAGCCUAAUAUAGUACGUAUGGAACGUACGUACCAUAUAUAUAAUAUAUAACGCUUUGUUCUCUAAUAAAAAAUUGUCUACCUCACUCCGCCUUAAAAAUAAAUAGUUUUGAUGAGAAAGUGCACUUUAUAAAGAAUAAAACUCAAUAGUCAAAUUUGUACGUUUAUAAUAAUAAAUAAAUGGAAAUUUAUAAGUUAUUGAUC
Humulus lupulus (European hop) is the source of this 1166-nucleotide messenger RNA. Its product is annotated as ferritin-like catalase Nec2. The record is from RefSeq and is a predicted model, not a curated record. The transcript has 3 exons. The coding region runs from base 37 to 966 and encodes 309 amino acids. NCBI's taxonomy places the organism in Eukaryota, Viridiplantae, Streptophyta, Magnoliopsida, Rosales, Cannabaceae.